Molecule: messenger RNA, 915 nt
Organism: Botrytis byssoidea
Lineage: Eukaryota; Fungi; Ascomycota; Leotiomycetes; Helotiales; Sclerotiniaceae
Exons: 1
Coding region: 1-915 (304 amino acids)
Source: RefSeq, a predicted model, not a curated record
AUGGAUUCUCAAGAUCAAUCUUCUAAUCAAGCUCCGGCUCAAGAUCAGUCAUCUAAUGAUCAAGCCCCAGUUGAGUUUACACUUUUUCCACAGCUUCCCCUAGACAUACGAGUCAUGAUCUGGAAGCUCACUUUAACUCCUCGUUUGUUGAAUAGACGGUGCUUGAGCGUUAACAGCGACCAACCUCUAACUUCUAUUAACAUUCUUUCUUUACUUGGCGUUAAUGCAGAGACUAGAUAUGAAUCCCUAAAAUGCUACAAAAACAUAGCAAUUUCGGCCGAGCAUCUUCAGAAUUUAAGACUUUCAGGGAAUUUUUGGGUUCCAAAGGGAGAGAAACUCAGGAUUCUCCUCAAUCCUGAAAUCGACACUAUAGUCGAUGACUACCUUCGUUGUGAUUUUUAUCUACCUAGCAGGGAUACUAAUGCAUUAUGGCCGCAAGAGUGUCCACUACUCAUAGAUCCAGACUUUAUCAGGAAGGUUCGAGUAUCUCCCGAUGUUUUCAUGAAUACCUUUAGUCUUGUGAUGCGGGCUUCACCUUUUCUGCAUUUUUUUUAUCACUCAUUUGAGGACAUCAAAUUCAGGAACUACAAUGCACAUCGCACCAUAUUCACAAACUUGCCAUAUAACAAUUUGAAUGAGUUCAUUGUUCAGGAAUUUGAUUGCUUCCGUCGACAUAAGUUUGAUUCUCCGAGGAGGAGAGCUAUGUGGAAAAAUGUUCUGGAAAUCAUGUUCAAGGCCGAAGCAACUCGCAGUUUGAAAGCCCACACUCAAGUCUCAAUUCCAAAUAUCAGGAUACGUUCAGGCACAAAGGUAGGCCUUUGUGAUCGUUGCACUGUUCGAAUCACCCCAUGGACCAAGUGGCCAUUAGAACAUAUCCGCCUACCCAGAGUAGUAAAUCGACGAAUGAGAAAUUGA